GGGGUGUGGCCAGAGGCGAGCUCAGUAUCAGCCACAGGCGUAAGAGGACGGGAGCUAAAAAUUGUAGAGGGGAACGAUGAUUAGCUGGUCUUAGGUCGAGGUGGAAACAAAGUCUUAGCUUUGCUUGUUUUUCAGAAAGUUUUUAACAUUUGUGGCCUGGUCGAAGUUUGAGUGAGCAUUUUGGAGUCGGAGGUUGUUUUUCUGGUGUGUGUGUGGGGGUGUGUGUCUAUUUUAUCAUCAUGUGGAGAAUACUUGCCGCAGUCUUCCUACUGUCUCUUCUGAAAGAGUCAGCUUGUAUUCAAGUGACAGUUUCUGAGACACAGCGCUCCACAGCUCUGUUCGCCUCAGUGAUUAUCAACUGUGAUUACUCCACGUCUGCAAACCCCAAUGAAGUUCUUGUCACCUGGAGGUUCAAGUCCUUCUGCAAGGAUCCUGUCCUGGAGUACUACUCCACAGGGUACCAGUCUGCACUGCAGCUGGGACAGGACCCGGCUAACGAUUGCCAAGACAGUCAGCGGACAGUUCGAGUCGUAAUCCAGAAGAGAGGAAGCAAUGAGCCGAUUCUGGGAUCUGAAUAUCGGAAUCGAAAGAUCUCGAUACAAAAUAAGGCAGACUUGGUGAUAAAUGAGGUGAUGUGGUGGGACAACGGCGUUUACUUCUGUGCUGUUGACGCUCCUGGAGACACCACCGGCGACUCGGACAAAGAAGUCAAGCUCAUCGUCUACCAUUGGCUAACAGUGCUGUUCAUCGUCAUCGGGGCCCUCCUCCUGCUCUUGCUCAUCUGUAUUUGCUGCUGCCAGUGCUGCCCGCAGAUUUGCUGCUGCUAUGUCCGCUGUCCCUGCUGUCCGCAGAAAUGCUGCUGUCCUGAAAGAGCUGUUAUGCAGCAUCGCAUGAUGAAGGAGGCUCAGAGGGCCAUGGCUCCGUGGAUGAAUGGACAGCAAGUUUAUGCACCACUGAGCCAUGUGUCCUCACAGAUGAACCCAGCCCUCUAUCCAGGAUCUGUCUCUGGGAAGAGCAUCCCUCUAAAGCCAAUGCCCCUGCCCACCCCUCAGCCCAUAGCUUACAGCAUGCCCCCUCCCAGUGUCCAAGGCACCCAUGUUUCUGCCAACACCAAUCACAUGCUCGACUACCUGGAGAACCAGGUGCGAGGAAUAGAUGUCACAAGUCCUCUUCUACAGUCCAUGCCACCCUCCCACAUGCAGCAUAUGCCUCCUCCUCCCCGGCACAUGCCUAUGAAUGUCCCAUUUUCCCCGGGGGCUCCCAGUAUGAUCUCCGCUCUCGAUGACGGUCCAAUGAACCGCCGCAUCAUUACAGUUCCGCCGAUCAGGGAGAAGCAGUCAGGAAGACCCCCGGCACCCAAUACCCGCCCUCCCAGCUCCAGCGAGAGCAACCGCAGUGGCUUUAGCCGCUACGAUGAGCGUGGGGCAACAGGCGGACGGCGUUACCCCUCUCCAGCCAGAUCUAGAGGAAUUCCCCGGAGCUACAGCGAGGAAUCCCUGGACGGAAGAGGUCACAAUAGAUCGAAGCCGGGCAUGGAUCGGCCUCGCUCCCGUUCCAGGGAUGAUUUGUUUGAUAGCAGGUCCAGAGGGGACUACUCUCCUCCAGCAGCAAGACGCUCCAGGGGAUCAUGGGGCUCUGAUGAUGACUCCAGCAGCAGGAGAGGAGCAGCAGGGGGUAGAAGAGGAGGAGGAGGCUGGGCUGACAAACCUCCCAAGUACACAGAAUACGAGCCAGGACAGAAACCAGGACCACGGAGGAAUGAGUACUCUGACAAAAGUUCCCGGAGCGCCACCAGCAUUGUCAUCUAAGCUGUCCAGCAGGGAAACAAUUUCUGACCUCUCAGCAAACGUGCACAACUCAUUUGCCUUUUGUGGCUAUGGGUAAACACUUAAAAAGAACGACGCAACAGUUUUUCAUUUAACUUUUUUGCCUAAUUAGAUGGAAAGAAGAUGGAAAUCUAUUUGAAAGACUCAACGCAGCCUGUAAAGUGUGAAAUACUGCGAGCUUCUAAUGGUUUCCUUUGUUUAAUAUUCUGAGUAACACUCCCCUCUGCUGGCUUGCUUGUGUGCUUAAAGUACUCUGAGGUAGCAUCGAAGUCACGGAUUACCGUCAGUGUAAUGUCAAGUAAACCUCAAGUUGGAUGUUUUCCUGGUAAUAUUAUGAUAUUAAAUGCUUUUGCAAUUGCAAUCAGGGCCAAAACUAACUACAGCUGUUACAUUAGACCUAUUUGAACCCUUCAUAAUAUGAAAAGACCCUUGUCCACCUUAUGCUUAAAUUUCUAAGUGUAUUUUUACAUCUGCUGGACAUCUUAAAGUGAGUGCAAUGAAUAUAAUUUUUAACGUUUUGAAGGAAGCUGUGCCACAAAAAGCAGUCGGGGUUAUUUUUGAACAUGUUUGUAAAUCUUUGUGGAGGCGAUAAAUUACAUAUUUGCACUUAGUGCUCACUUGAAAAAAAAAAAAUUAAGCUUUGUGUGUAAAUAAGUGAUGAUUUUGAGUGAUGUAGGAGACACUCCAAACUUUUUUUUUUUUCUUUUUUAUAGUUGCACGUUGUGAACAUAUGGUUGCCUUUGAUUUCUCUGUUUCCUAAAAUCAUGUACAGUUGGUGUGAAUUUAUUAAUAAACUUUAUACCUUUUAGGUA
Messenger RNA from Xiphophorus hellerii (green swordtail), 2638 nucleotides. Its product is annotated as immunoglobulin-like domain-containing receptor 1. NCBI's taxonomy places the organism in Eukaryota, Metazoa, Chordata, Actinopteri, Cyprinodontiformes, Poeciliidae. Gene Ontology annotation, cellular component: plasma membrane. The record is from RefSeq and is a predicted model, not a curated record. The transcript is spliced from 9 exons. The coding region runs from base 240 to 1808 and encodes 522 amino acids. Gene Ontology annotation, molecular function: high-density lipoprotein particle receptor activity.